AUGAACAAGACUGAUAGAGACUCUGUUAUCGAAUAUGCCACUCAGCUCAAACAGCUGGUGCAUGAUCCUCACAGCUUCCUAACCGAACUCGUCGUCCAGCAGCAGCAGUAUUACUGCAUCGGCUGGCUUUGUCACUUCGAUGUACUUUCUUUCAUCCCACUCCCUUCCAAGGCAAUUUCCUACCCUGAAGUCGCCAUGCAGGCCAAAGUGCCCUUGUCAACACUGCAGUCUGUAGCGCGCAUGGCUAUGACGGCAGGGUUUCUCUGCGAGACCAAGGAUGGACGACUCUCGCACAAUGACUUGUCUCGUCAUUUUGUUACAGACGUUCAUAUGCGCACGCAGCUUUUGUACAUGUUUAACCAGACUGUUCCUAUUAUGGCGGCUCUGAAAGAAGCUAGUGCCAGAUGGGGCAAUACGUCGCAGACGAAUGAGACAGCGUAUAAUGUUGUUUAUGAUACGGAUCUUUCGUUCUUUGGUUAUCUUAAGGCGAAUCCUGAUUUGGGAGAGGCUUUUCAUGCUUACAUGAAGAGUCGGGCCGUGUCUCACACCGGGUCCAAUGUUGAGCACUUGCUCCAUGCGUUCAAUUGGAAGGCAUUGGGUGAAGCUACUGUCGUUGAUAUUGGUGGAAGCAGUGGCUCAACCUCCAUCAUGCUAGCCACAGCAUUCCCUAGUCUCAAUCUCAUAAUCCAAGAUCUGCCCGAGCCCAUCCAAAACGCCCGCUCUCGCAUCUCCGACCUCCCUUCGGACAUUCAGAGCCGCAUCUCCAUGAUAGAAUACGACUUCUUCACUCCUCAGCCCAUUAAGCACGCUGACGUCUACCUCCUUCGCACCAUCCUCCACGACUGGCCUGAUGCCGACGCCGUGAAGAUCCUGCAGGGUGUAGUUGAGGCUAUGGGUCCUAACAGUCGCUUGCUGAUCAUGGACAUGGUGCUGCCUCAGCCGGGAUCCGGGAAUAAGACUUUUGAGGCGGCGCUGCGACAGAAGGAUCUUACUAUGAUCCAGACUUUUAACGCGAAGGAGCGAGAGGUUGAGGAGUGGGGUGCGUUGCUUUGUAAGGCUGAUUCACGGUUGAAGAUUCGGGCUAUUGAACGGCCUGCUGGAAGUGAGUUGUCGGUCAUUGAGGCUGUUUUGGAGGGAGAGGUUGUUGAUGAGUUGUCAUGGCAUUCAUUUGUUGGGUAG
Messenger RNA from Fusarium coffeatum, 1179 nucleotides. RefSeq lists its product as uncharacterized. The transcript is spliced from 2 exons. Gene Ontology annotation, molecular function: O-methyltransferase activity. The coding region runs from base 1 to 1179 and encodes 392 amino acids. The record is from RefSeq and is a predicted model, not a curated record. NCBI's taxonomy places the organism in Eukaryota, Fungi, Ascomycota, Sordariomycetes, Hypocreales, Nectriaceae.